CAUCCAGACCCCCGGCUGAACCUGCUGCCCAGAGCCCCAUGAAGCUGAUGGCCCUGCAGCUGCUGCUCUGGCACAGUGCACUCUGGAUGGUGCAAGAAGCCACCCACCUCGGCCCUGCCAGCUCCCUGCCCCAGAGCUUCCUGCUUAAGUGCUUAGAGCAAGUGAGGAAAAUCCAGGCUGAUGGCACUGAGCUGCAGGAGAGGCUGUGCACCACCCACAAGCUGUGCCACCCUGAGGAGCUGGUGCUGCUUGGGCACUCUCUGGGCAUCCCCCAGGCUUCCCUGAGUAGCUGCUCCAGCCAGGCCCUGCAGCUGACAGGCUGCCUGAGCCAGCUGCACGGUGGCCUCUUCCUCUACCAGGGCCUCCUGCAGGCCUUGGCGGGGAUCUCCCCAGAGUUGGCCCCCACCUUGGACAUACUGCAGCUGGACGUCACCGACUUUGCCACCAACAUCUGGCUGCAGAUGGAAGACCUGGGGGUGGCCCCUGCCGUGCAGCCCACCCAGGGCCCCAUGCCGACCUUCACCUCGGCCUUCCAGCGCCGGGCAGGAGGGGUCCUGGUUGCUUCCAAGCUGCAGAGCUUCCUGGAGCUCGCAUACCGUGUCCUGCGCUACCUGGCCGAGCCCUGAGCAAAGCCCUCCCCCUCCAGUGUAUUUAUCUCUAUUUAAUAUUUAUGCUUAUUUAAACCUAGUAUUUAAAGACGGGGAAGACAGAAAGGAGCCCCAGACUCCUGGGUCCUUCCCUGCACCUCCAAGUUUCAUUCUCCCGCCUGUAGCAGGGAGAAAAACUCCCGUCUUCCCGUCCCCUGGACUGGGAGGGAGUUGGUAAAUACCAAGUAUUACUUCCUGUGACUGCUCCCUGCCUGGCUCUGUGGUGGGCUCUGGGGAGAGCCACAGCGAACCCCUACCCUGAGGGUGCCUACCUCGGGGCCCUUGGAAUCAUCGGGAAGUCUCCCACGUGGGAGAUGAGACAGCCCUGUUUAAUAUUUAAACAGCAGUGUUCCCCAACUGGGUCCUUGCACCCCUGGCUCUGGCCUGACUUGGCUGCUUCCCUUGAGUCCCCUUUGCCUCGGGCACGAAGCCCAUCAGAGGCAGCCGGAGCCGGGACGCUUGACCCUGGGGUCCCGCAAAUUUGCUGGGGAAUCGUUUUAAGAUUUUUGGGGGGCACGUUUUGACUCCUUGUGUGGGGAGCCCAGGCAUCAGCGACGCCUCUUGUUUUUCUGGAUGCGCUACAGACACCAUCAGGCUAGUGGCGCCUGCCCCACCCCGCCGGGGUCAGGGUCGGGAUUCUGACUCCUUUUCAGGCUGGGCAGUCGUGUCUCUGCCUUGCUGGGUGGGACUGGGA
This is a messenger RNA of Balaenoptera acutorostrata (minke whale), 1341 nucleotides long. RefSeq names its product colony stimulating factor 3 (gene CSF3). Gene Ontology annotation, biological process: positive regulation of cell population proliferation; positive regulation of myeloid cell differentiation; immune response. Gene Ontology annotation, cellular component: extracellular region. Lineage: Eukaryota; Metazoa; Chordata; Mammalia; Artiodactyla; Balaenopteridae. Gene Ontology annotation, molecular function: growth factor activity; cytokine activity. The record is from RefSeq and is a predicted model, not a curated record. The coding region runs from base 39 to 626 and encodes 195 amino acids. The transcript is spliced from 5 exons.